CUAAGGAGGAGCACGACUCGCCCCACCACACCAAGACCCAACCUGUUCCAACGUCUACCAACAUUUCCCUAGGAAUCCCCUACUUUCACGAUUGAGCUCACGUUCGUACAGGCUAUAGUACAGUGAUCACUAUUGCCAGUUCUGGGAAUAGCAAAAUGGGAACACUAGGGAAAGUUAAUAUGGAAGGUGUGAUGCUGUUCGAACAGCCAUUCGUUCGCGUCCCGUAUGAAAAUUACCGCAAGGUCUUCCGUGUAUCACAGCGAAACUUAGAGCGCGAACUCGCGUUUGUCCAGACCACCUCAAAUGAGUUGUUGAAGCGAUCGAAGGUUGGUGAGGCGGAUCCAGAGGAUGCGCUCAAGUCGGUGGAAGGCAUGAUCGCGCGGGUGGAGAACCUACAGCGCAAGCUCUCAGACCUACAAGAAGUAUCCGGAAAGCCCACGAUAGAAGUCACUCGAGACCGACUAAACCUUGUUAGUGCAGUGGAGAACUUGCCUUCAACCAGCGACCCUGAAUUUUCGAGGUGGGCGGAUGUUCGCCUCGACAGGUGGCUUGUAGACUGGGCUUUGCGUAACGGGAAGGAGCAGACCGCUCGCAAGCUUGCAGAGGAGAAGCACAUCGAGAGAUUCGUGGACAUAGAUCUCUUUACAGACAUCAGCAGAACUGAGGAAGCCUUGCGCAAGCAUAGCUGUACGGAGGCGCUCGCUUGGUGCAGUGAGAACAAGGCGGCGUUGCGAAAGAUCAAGAGCACGCUUGAAUUUGAACUUCGCAUGCAAGAAUACAUUGAGUUGGCGCGCUCACGCAAGAUGGAGGAAGCAAUGACAUAUUCGAAGAAACAUCUCGUGCCAUGGCAAGAGACGCAUUUCAAGGAGAUUCUACAGGCAUCGGCUUUGCUAGCAAUUCCACCAACGACUACUUCUAGUCAAUACAGACGCCUGUAUGACAACUCGAGGUGGACGAACUUAAUCAAGUCAUUCCGGCUCGCCAUAUACAGCCUGAAUUCACUUCCGACCGAGCCUCUUCUGCAUCUUGCGCUGUACGCGGGCUUGGCAUCUCUCAAACUCCCCGGGUGUGGUGUUGAACCCAAGAACGUUGACUGCCCAACCUGUGACCCGCAUGUCAAUGUAUUGGCCAAAGAUGUCCCCUUCAGUCACCACACGAACUCCACGAUUGUGUGCCGUAUAAACGGUAAGAUCAUGGACGAAGACAACCCACCUAUGGCAUUCCCAAAUGGCCAGGUGUACUCCAGAGAUUCUUUGGAAGAAAUGGCGAGCAAAAAAAAUGGCAAGGUUAUUUGCCCACAUACUGGCUAUACAUGUGAACUCUCGGCUCUGAAGAAGGUAUUCAUCUCAUGAUGAAUCUUGUCCUAGUCCCUGGCUAUUCAGACUUGUAGUUCUCUUAAAUACGCUUAUGACUUCUCUCACAACUUGUGCAUUAGUAACACUGUAACGAUAGAUAACCACUCCGCCCCAAACAUGUAUCACGGCUCAGGCUGCACAAGCCUUCUUACGUAUAUAUCC
Molecule: messenger RNA, 1517 nt
Organism: Coniophora puteana RWD-64-598 SS2
Lineage: Eukaryota; Fungi; Basidiomycota; Agaricomycetes; Boletales; Coniophoraceae
Exons: 7
Coding region: 156-1352 (398 amino acids)
Biological process (GO): proteasome-mediated ubiquitin-dependent protein catabolic process
Cellular component (GO): nucleus; cytoplasm; GID complex
Molecular function (GO): ubiquitin protein ligase activity
Source: RefSeq, a predicted model, not a curated record